This is a messenger RNA of Cordyceps fumosorosea ARSEF 2679, 2361 nucleotides long. RefSeq names its product 6-phosphofructokinase. The transcript has a single exon. Gene Ontology annotation, molecular function: identical protein binding; ATP binding; AMP binding. Gene Ontology annotation, biological process: fructose 1,6-bisphosphate metabolic process; fructose 6-phosphate metabolic process; canonical glycolysis. The coding region runs from base 1 to 2361 and encodes 786 amino acids. Gene Ontology annotation, cellular component: mitochondrion; cytoplasm; 6-phosphofructokinase complex. The record is from RefSeq and is a predicted model, not a curated record. Lineage: Eukaryota; Fungi; Ascomycota; Sordariomycetes; Hypocreales; Cordycipitaceae.
AUGGAGGCCCCCAGGAAGAAGAUCGCCGUCAUGACCUCGGGCGGUGACUCCCCGGGCAUGAACGCCGUCGUCCGCGCCGUCGUCCGCACCGCCAUCCACAUGGGCUGCGAUGCGUUUUGUAUCUACGAAGGCUACGAGGGACUUGUCAAGGGCGGUGACCUUAUCCGCCAGAUGGGCUGGUCGGAGGUCCGCGGCUACCUCUCCGAGGGUGGCACGCUGAUCGGCACCGCCCGGUGCAUGGAGUUUUACGAGCGGCCCGGCCGCGUCAGGGCAGCCAAAAACAUGGUGCUCAACGGCAUCGACGCCCUCAUCAUCUGCGGAGGUGACGGCUCCCUGACCGGCGCCGACAGGUUCCGCAGCGAGUGGCCGUCGCUCCUCGAGGAGCUCGUCUCGACAGGGCAGCUGACCGCUAGCCAAGUCAAGCCCUACAAACACCUCAACAUUGUCGGCCUCGUUGGCUCCAUUGACAACGACCUGUCUGGCACCGACGCCACCAUUGGCUGCUACUCGGCACUCUCCCGCAUCUGCGAGAUGGUCGACUACAUCGAGGCCACCGCCGCCUCCCAUUCGCGCGCCUUUGUCAUCGAGGUCAUGGGCCGCCACUGCGGCUGGCUGGCGCUGCUCGCCGGCGUUGCCACCGGCGCCGAUUUCGUCUUCAUUCCGGAGAGACCCGUCAGCGAGUGCUGGCACGAGGAGAUGUGUGCUGUCGUCAAGCGGCACCGUGCCUUUGGCAAACGCAAGACCAUCGUCAUCGUCGCUGAGGGCGCCAACGACAAGGACGGCAACAAGAUCACACCCGAGCAGAUCAAGAACUUGCUGGCCGACAAGUCAGAGGGCGGGCUCGCCCUCGACACGCGCAUCACCACCCUGGGCCACGUGCAGCGCGGUGGCACGGCCGUCGCGUACGACCGCAUGCUUGGCACGCUGCAGGGCGUCGAGGCGGUCAAGGCCGUUCUCGAGGCCACGCCCGAAACGGAAACGUGCUUCAUCGCCAUCAACGAGAACAAGAUUGUUCGCAAGCCGCUCAUGAAGGCGGUUGAGGAAACCAAGUCGGUCGCCAAGGCCGUGGAAGAAAAGCAGUUCGAUAAGGCCAUGUCUCUCCGCGACACCGAGUUCUCUGACCAGUACAAGUCUUACCUCACCACGACCAACGUUAAGACCGACGAACACAAGCUCCCCGAGAAGGAGCGUAUGAGGAUUGGCUUUAUCAAUGUCGGAGCGCCUGCCGGAGGCAUGAAUGCGGCGGUCCGUGCGGCCGUAGCCUACUGCUUCUCUCGUGGGCACACACCCAUCGGUAUUUACAACGGAUUUGCUGGGUUUGCGCGCCAUCACGGCGAUAAGCCCGUCGGCGCUGUCCGGGAAUUUGACUGGCUUGAAGUUGAUGGUUGGGCUAGCAAGGGUGGCUCCGAGAUUGGCACAAACAGAGAGCUGCCCUCAGAGUCUGGCAUGGAGCACAUUGCCAAUCUGAUUGCCAAGUACGAGUUUGACGCUCUAUUUAUGGUCGGUGGAUUUGAAGCUUUCCAUGCGUUGUCGCAGCUGCGUAUUGCUCGGGAAACAUUCCCCUCGCUCCGUAUUCCCAUGGUUUUGCUGCCUGCAACCAUCUCGAACAACGUUCCGGGUACUGAAUACUCUCUCGGAUCCGAUACAUGUCUGAAUGAACUCGUCCAGUACUGCGACAAGAUUAAGCAAUCGGCUUCUGCCACCCGUCGCCGCGUCUUUGUUAUCGAAACGCAGGGUGGUCGGUCCGGCUACAUUGCUACGCUGGCUGGCCUGGCUGUCGGUGCAUCAGCAGUCUACAUCCCGGAAGAGGGCAUCAGCCUUGACAUGCUCAACACCGACGUCACACAUCUCAAAAAGGUCUUUGCCGAGGACACGGGCCAGUCUCGCGCGGGUCGUCUAAUCCUCAUCAACGAAAAAGCCAGCAGUGUUUACGACGCCAAGUUAAUCGCCAGAAUCAUCCGCGACGAGGCCCAUGGGCGCUUCGAGAGCCGCGAGAGCAUCCCCGGCCACGUGCAGCAGGGCGGAGUGCCGUCGCCCAUGGACCGGUGCCGCGCGGUGCGUCACGCCAUCAAGUGCAUGGAGCACCUGCAGGGCUACGGCAGGAGGACAGCGACGACGGGAGGCAGCACGGAUCCGCUGAGCGCCUCUGUUAUCGGCAUCAAGGGCUCAGAGCUGGUGUUUACGCCGGUGCAGGAGCUGGAGCAGGACGAGACGGACUGGCCCAACCGCCGUCCGAAGCUGUCCGAGUGGCUCAAGAUGCGCGACAUUGUGGACGUCCUCGGUGGGCGCCCGCAGCACGCCAGGCCAGAGUCGAAUCUGAAGGGCUUGUUGGCGAAGGAUGUCAAGCGUGGGCUGGCAUAG